This is a messenger RNA of Notodromas monacha, 6725 nucleotides long. The record is from the annotation of a GenBank genome assembly. Lineage: Eukaryota; Metazoa; Arthropoda; Ostracoda; Podocopida; Cyprididae.
UUAUUUGGAUAUAACCUCGAUCAGAAAGUUGAAUAAACUUGUACUGCACAAUGUUUCCGUUGAUGACUGAACCUUAUCUUGGGAGUGGCGUCGGCGGCAACUGCCAAGAUUCUUUGUGAAACCGUGAGUAGCCGAUAAUGCGCGUAUCCUGUAUUUCACAAUUGGAUUACUUCGACAGUGAACCCGUCGUUUCCAUGUUAGUAUCGUAGUUCGCGCCGCGUAAUCAUGGUCAGCCGCGCGUCCUCCACGCCAGAACAUGUCACCAAUGAAGCCUUUGUACAUCGCAUUUCCGAUAGCGACGAAUCAGGUGAAGAAGAUCCGCUCAGUGCCCUCUGGAUAUCCAAUAAAUCUUCAGGUAAACGCCCUGUCGAGAAUGAAACUGAUGCGGAUUCAUUCAAGAAAAGAAAAGUUUCCGAAAAUCCUACUGAACUUCAUGUAACCGAGUGUGGAGAGAAUCUUCAUGAUAGCUCAUUAUUUCGGAAGGCUUCUCCUAUUAAUAUUUUCUUGACGAAAGUGGUUGAUCUGCCGGCAACUCAUGUUGAGAAUCACUCGGCGAAAUUUUCAGAUAUAAUCAGUGCUCGUAUCGGGAAGCUGAAAAAAUCCAUGCAGAUGGCGAUGCUUGUAUCUGUUCCGUGGGUUUUAGAGGUUUAUAGGCAGGGUACAAAUGUGGAUCAUGACAUAACGAUCGUCGGACAAGCGCAUCAGGUGGCCCAUAGUAAAAGAUUGCCUAACGUCACUGUCGUAGAGAUCCGUCCGAAAGAAGUUUUUGGAUCACAUCACACCAAAAUGAUGCUCUUGGAGUAUGAAAAUUGCUUGAGAGUUGUCGUUCAUACUGCGAACCUCGUCCCGGAAGAUUGGUAUAAUAGAACUCAGGGACUUUGGAUCAGCCCUCUGUUUCCUCGAAUUCCUGUCAAUGAAUCUUUGGACAAGAAAAGUAAAGAUUCAAAAACUCACUUCAAGCGUGACCUCAUGCGGUACAUUUCGGCGUACGAUGUCCUUGAAGUCAAGAUAUGGAAUGACACAAUUAUCGAGUACGACUUCACAGCAGCCAACUCCAUCGGCCCGAAAUACGGACUGGAAUAUGUUUCCCACAUUUUAAAAUUACACGGUGGAUCUUACGGAACGUGGCCGCUCUGCUCGCAGAUCAGUUCAAUCGGAAGUCUGGGUACCCACGAGAAAAGUUCCUGGUUUUUCAGUGAAUUUUGCGAGGCUUUGAAGGGAAAUGAUCGAAAGCUGGAGAAGCCUAUCGUUGCAGCUUGGGGCAUCAAGCGACGAAAUCAUAAAUUUUACAUCCGUUCUUACGAAGCGGGCAUCCUGUUGUUACCUGGUUUUGUGAAUGUGCGUGACGUUUGCGGCUUCGCGUUACUGCUGAUAAAGAGACGAGAAAAUGACGAAUGUGGAAAAUUCAUUGCACCCUGGAAAUUGGAUAGAGCAGAAUUUCUCCCGUGCGCUUGCGGUAGGCAGCUAUGUGAUCAUCCAGUUUUUGCUGUGAUCCCCGAAGGACCCGCUUUUAAUGACUCGAAACAAGAUUCUCCUGCUGCUGGAUUAGCUUCAAAUUCCAGCUCAUUUUUGAAAGUUCCGUCAUCGCGAUCACGAGAUGAAGAGCGAUGGAGUUCACUGCGAAACACCGUUCAGUACCCAACAAAUGCUUAUGGGUUAUCACAUUUUCUUCUUGUGGAUAAUGGCUCCGUUGGUCGGUACGGUUGCGAGGUGGCAUUUCGAAGAAAGCUGGAAAAAUACUUGACGAAAAUGCAUAUUGAAAAGAGCCACAUGUGCAGUGUUCCUAUGGUCUGCGUUAUUGUUGAAGGCGGGCCGAAUACGAUUCGCACUGUUCUGGACUAUGUCACCAAUACACCGCCGGUUCCUGUGGUGAUUUGUGAUGGAUCUGGCCGUGCUGCUGAUAUUCUUGCAUACGCUUACAGGUGGUCGUUGGAAGAUGCUAUGAUGGAUGCGCUGAUCUACAAUCGUUUGGACUUCGUUAAGCUGUUGCUUGAAAAUGGUGUAUCGAUGAAGGAGUUUCUCACUGUAGAUCGCUUGGAAGUCUUGUACAACUGCACGGAAGGACCAUCAAAUACUUUGAAGUACAUAGUCGCCGAUGUACGCCCGGGUGUGUCAGAAGAUAGAUGGAUCACGCUUGUGGAGGUCGGGCUCGUUUUAAACAAGCUCAUGGGAGGUGCCUUUCGGUCGUCGUAUUGUCGCCGAAAAUUUCGGCACAUUUAUAUGGGUGCCGGAAAGCGUGCCAAAGGCGCGCCACCGUUUUACGCGUCCAGUUUAGUGCGGAAUGCUUCUGCCUUUUGGUUUCCUCACUCGCUGAAGCGACAUGGCGUUCACGUCAUUGAUCCAGCGAUGCUGAAUCAAGCUGUCUUCGACCAUCCGUUCAAUGACCUGAUGAUUUGGGCUGUUCUGACGAAACGAAAUGAUAUGGCUGUUUUAAUGUGGCAACAUGGCGAAGAAGCUGUCGCCAAGGCUUUGAUGGCUGUAAAGCUUUUCAAGGCGAUGGCGUAUGAAGCAAAAGACGACGACCUAGAAGUGGAAGUAUACGAAGAUCUCAAGAAAUAUGCGAAGGAAUUCGAAGCUCGAGCUGUUCAGUUGAUGGAUUUCUGCUACCGUCAAGAGCGUGAGCUCACGCAGCAACUGUUGACGGUCGAACUUAGUGCAUUUGGACGGAUGACCUGUCUUAGCUUGGCGUAUGUGGCCAAUCAUAGCGAAUUCUUGGCACAUCCUUGUCCACAGAUGUUGCUUGCGGAUUUGUGGCUGGGAGGAUUGAGAAGUCGCAAAAGCACAAACUUGAAGGUAUCCUUGGAAGUUAUUCUGGGAUUGAUCCUGCCGCCAUUAAUCAUGAAUGUAUUAGAAUUUAAAACUUGCGCGGAGCUGAAGCUUCAACCUCAGACCGAGGAAGAAUGUGAAGACAAGUUUUCAGCUAGAAGUGUGAUCUCAACAUCUUCCAGCGCGUCCAUUUGCUCUAAAGCUAGCACUGUGUCUGAUCCCUCCUUAUCUUCACGCAUUUUUCGCCGGCGUCAUCAUAGCUCAACGAAGGAUACCGAAUUAGAACUUACGAACCAACACAAAUCACUCUGUGAGCAAGGUAGCAUGGAAGGUGCCUUUAGCGUUAAAAGCGAGGAAGAAGCAACCCAUAAUGAUAGCCCUGUGCGAAUCAUGCCUGACCUGGAAUCUCCGAAAAAGAAGAAGCACUGGCGUUCAGGUGGUAGCGGUUCGGAAGUUACGCACAUGUUGCUGAAGAAUGCGGAUCAGGAUAACGCUGGAAAUACGAAAGCGGCCGUGAACGGUUCAAAUUGUGAUGCUAGAUUUCCUUCGGGAAUUUUAGGUCAUCACGUGGCCGUCUUUGGAAAUGAGGUUGAGACAAACAUUCAGCUUCCUCUCAGCCAAAAAGCGUAUGAAUUUUACGCUGCUCCUGUGACGAAAUUUUGGGCUCAUGCGAUAUUCUAUGUCUUAUUCCUUUGGGCGUACACGUUUAUGGUCCUGGUCAAAAUGCCGCCAAGUUUUUCGUGCUUGGAAACCCUCGUCACCAUGUACAUCAUUGCAUUUGGGUCGGAGAAAAUUCGUGAACUGUUCACACAGGAGCCGCACAAGUUUUCGCAUAAAUUCGCCCUUUGGACUUCAAACCUUUGGACCAUAUGCGAUGCGGUUGCCGUCACAUUCUACCUCACCGGAAGUUUACUGAGAUGUUUCGGAUUUUCCGAAUACGGACGGGUUGUUUACUGCGUAGAUAUAAUGUACUGGUACAUCCGCAUUCUGGACUUCCUGUCGGUCAACAAGUACCUUGGACCUUAUGUAACGAUGAUCGGAAAAAUGGUUUUGAACAUGAGCUAUUUCGUCAUCCUUUUGUUCGUGAUGAUAAUGAGUUUCGGUGUCGCUCGACAAAGUCUCCUCUUCCCGGGAAAGCCUUGGAGUUGGGAUUUGUUGCGAGACGUCUUCUUUCAACCGUACUUUAUGCUGUACGGGGAAGUUUUUGCCGCCGACAUAAAUCCAGAUUGUGGGGAGGGAACUGCGAUGAAAUGUGUUCCCGGCAUGUGGAUAACCCCAAUCCUGAUGUCGGGGUACCUGCUCAUGACAAACGUGUUGCUUAUAAAUCUGCUCAUUGCUGUAUUCAAUAAUAUAUUCGACGGAACAAAUUCCAUCUCACGCCAAAUAUGGAUGUAUCAGAGAUAUUCGGUUAUCAUGGAAUACGAACAAAAGCCAUUUCUUCCUCCGCCGUUCAUUUUCUUGGCAUACUUUUGGUUUUUUGGCCGAUUUUGCAUCCGCAGAUGGACAGGAAAGGAAAAAACAUUCGGACGUGGGCUUAAACUAUUUCUUGAUCAAGUUAGUUUGGAACGAGUUAAUGAUUUCGAAGAGGAAUCUUUGGACACCUACUGUGAAGACAUGAAACGGAAAGAGCAAGAAUCUGUACCAGAAAGAAUCAAAGCCAUGUGUGAGAAGACGGAAAACAUUUCCCUGAAGGUCAACGAAAUCAUGCAACGAGUUGAUGUGGAGCUCGCUGGACUAGACAUGCGUUUGGCGAGGAUGGAACUUGUUUUGGACUCGUGUUCAGACCGACAAGUACCGUUGUCUGCGGUUCCUCGGAGGGCGUCUCAGGAGAGACACAUGUCCCCCGACAAUGACGAACUCUUGUCAGAAAUUUCUCGCCCGCGUUUGGCUAGCGUAUCGAGUAGGCACAGCCUUAAGGGACUUCGACUGAGAGACAGUGAAGGCGGUAUCCUGGAUGUAAAUGUCGAAACUGCUCCUGAAAUUGGUCAGGCCCUUCCACAGCAUCAUUCGGAUCCGAGAUUAAGAGUACAUUCAAUGUCGAGACGCAGAGCGGGAAGCAUCACUGUGUCAAGGCCCGUUCGUCGCCAGAGCAGUGGUAGUUCGGAUGGAUUUCCCCGUCCGCCUUCGUUGGGGUCUUGUGGUUCUCCGUUGAUAAAUGCCCAUGAUGCUGAUCGUUGUGGUCGUAAAAAAAGUCUGAAGGCUGGUGACGCCGAGAGAGACAAAACGCUUUACGAGCCGGUGAAUUUCUACGUCGAAGGGGAUUUGCAGAAGGAUGAACAACAACAAACUGCUUUUUCGUCCGGCUUUCGUGAAUCGAGCAAUUCUAGCGCUCCAACUUUCCAGGGAGAUCCUGACUUUCCUGGGAUUGAUCCCUUCUCCUUCGCCUUCAAAUCUGUUGGAUCAAAUUUGCCGGAUACAAAUUACUUUUCUAAGCCGGCUAUUCAAAUAAUUCCACCAACGCCUCCGGUGUUCUUCAGUGGACCAAACGAAGUGCUGGACGAUGCUGAAAUCGCCUUUCCUUUCAUGAGAACAAGUUUUCGUCCGCCAAUGAUGGGCCGAAUGAGACGUCUCUCAGAAUCGGCAUCUCUUGAUGAAACGGAAACGAAAGCUUUGCGUGAAGCGGAACAAACACACUAUUUCCUCAUGGAAAAUGUUCUCAAGGAUAGACUGUUGGGGGUUUCAGAAAUGUUCGACGAGCGCGAGGAAGAUGUGACCGAGAAUGUGUCCGUGAAUUCUUCGAAGCAAAUUUCGACUGAUGACGGCUUCAAUGGAAGCACGACUUUCGAUGGUCUCAACCUGAAGAAGGAAAGCAACAAGGAUCUAUGGGAUGCUUUGUUGAAGAUGGAUUCAACAAAAAUAACCGUUCUGAAGAAGCCAUCAACUCACAAAGGACGCUCAAUGAUGAAUCUCACGAAAAUUGCUGAAACUGUUUAUGAUCAAAAUACGGUGAACCUGUCGACUUUGUCGCUUCCCGUUCUGCAAGGGAAUGGAACCUCGGAAUCUCGCCUAUCCUAAGACAUCGUUCUUCGCAUCUCAGCGCGGAGGGUUCGCAUUCUUAUCAGGAUGAUCUGAAUUUGUUUAGUUGUGAUAGUCUCCGGGUAGUGAUUCAGACGACUGCUGUCACUCCUAGGCUUGAAAAAUUCAUUUAUUUCCAAUUGUUCCAUUCCGUAUUCGGUUUGAGGUUCGAUCGACCGUUUCGUUCGCCUGUGAGACACGACCUAUCUCAAGUUGUAAAUCUGCUCAAAAUGGCUCUUCCAUGACAGAAGAAGCUUUAAGUUUUUGCUUCAAAUGGUCCGAGCCAGGUGUUCAGAUCUGCUUCUAAACAAUUUUAUGCGUUAAUGCUUUCAUCCCGGGGCAUUUUGCGGGUUCUGAGGCGUUUUUAGCAAGGAAAAUUUUCUCUAAGGCUCUAAUGAAGGUUUUAUUUGAUGGUCUGUGAUCAAGUUCGUUCAUCAUUUAUCUGGUCCAUGAUGAAUAUACCUGACUUGAGUGCCGGAAGCAAUAUGCUGAAUACAGAACUUGUAUAUUUUUGAAAUCUUUUCGACGGUGACAGGUAUUAUUAUCCAUGCUGGCUUUCCGACUUUCGCGGAUUUUGAGUCAACAUGUUGCAUUUUAUUGCUGUGUCUAGUUGGCAUAAAAAGAAGAAAAAAACUGAUCGUCUUUCAGCAGCCAUGUUCGGAUGACAUGCGUGCGCCGUUGUAGAAUCCGCGCCCAGUAUACUUGUUUAGCUAUUAAUUGUGGUGCCAUUCUGUUUACGAAUUGUGUUUCCAAGUGCCAGUUUUAGCAUCACGGAAUGAAUAAUUAGCUGAAAUUCGUCAUUCCAGUCGGCUUGUUAUUCGGUUGCGGCGAGACACGUGAUGAGCUUGAAGGAUGAUACCUAGUUGGAAUACAGUACUGUGAUGCAUGAUGUUACGGGAAUUUGUUGGAAGUUCUGGGAAUAGACGUCGUUAUGUCGAAGUUUA